Molecule: messenger RNA, 1545 nt
Organism: Gilbertella persicaria
Lineage: Eukaryota; Fungi; Mucoromycota; Mucoromycetes; Mucorales; Choanephoraceae
Exons: 9
Coding region: 106-1446 (446 amino acids)
Source: RefSeq, a predicted model, not a curated record
GUCGUUUUUUAUUUUCUUCUUUUUCUUCUUUCUUUCUUUUUACUGUUGUUGACUCCUACCACUUAUACAAAAAGAACUCUCCCUCACUCUUAUUAUAUAUAACACAUGUCUAAUAAAAAUCGUAAGGAAAAGACUUCUUUUUGGAAAAAGAUUGGGUUGGGCAAAAGUAAGAGUUCGAUAAGCUCGCUCAAGUCAGAAAUACAACGUCAAGAUCAACAUGAUACCCAUAGUGUAAAGAGCAAGCGUUUUAGUGGUCUAUCUAUAAACCAUUUACCACCUAAAACAACCGAGCAACAGCAAAUACCACCUAUACCUACUACACCUAAACCUGCACAAUUUAGACCACCACCUUCUCCUGUUGAGACACCUAAAAUCGAACAACAACCUUCUCCUCCAUCUUCUCCUAUUCCAGAUACGACCCGAACAAGUGUUACUCAAAAUGCCGUUAUUGAGGAUGACAAUGAAAAGAAUGUAGUGGCAUCAUCUGACACAAAUAAUAAGCAAGAAGCCGAAGAAAAUCUCGACGCUUCUUAUGUUGUUGUUUCCGAAACAAGUCAAGAAUUAAAAGCGACGAUUACUGAGCUAAAAGCUGAACUCGAGAAAGAAAAAGCAACUGUCAGUGCACUUCAGAAACAAAAAGAAGCUGUAACAAAAGACUUGGACUAUUUAGAACUCACUGUAGAUGAACUAUUUACUGAAAAAACAGACUUAUUACAGCAACUUGAAGACGAGAAAAUCAAGAGUCAACAUCAUUUAGAUGAUUUAAACAUUUUGCUUGAGAAAAUGAAAUCAAAUGCAGAUAGUGCAAGAGAUCAAUCAUUUGCUGUUGACCAAUCGAGAAUGGAAUUUGAGGCUUAUCAAAAGAAAGCAAAUCAAGAAAAAGACUUGCUUUUGAAUGAAAUAAAAAAGAAGGAUGAGCUGAUUCAAGGAUUAAAGUACAAAUUGAGUCAAUCACAAGAGCAAGUUGAGUUGGUCAAACAAACAAUGAAUCAGCUUGUCACAACACAUGCCAGUGAACUCAGUCGAGUCACCGCACAGCUGCAACUCGUACAACAACAACAACAACAACAACAACAACAACAACAACAAGUAGAAAAAGAAAAUUCAUUACAUACACCCAAUGGUUCACCACGUAUAAAGCCUGAACAAAAUAAUGAUGACAGUCAUCAUACUGCUUAUCACACACCUCAGUCUAUGUCCCGUAUUGAUUCUUCUGAUCAAUACCGUACACCUAAACAGUCUAUGGAGCAUUUUGAUCAAGAGGACCUUGAUAAUCAAUUGAUGAAAUUGAUUAAAGAAAAAGAAAAGCUUCAAUCUGAUUAUUCCAAGAUUCCUUUGAGUGGUGGUGGACCUCAAGCUCGUAAACGUAAAGAAGAGUUGGAAGCUUUGUUAGAUCAUGUUGAUUCUCAACUCAGUAAAGUCAAGCAAAAAAUCAAAAAAUCAUAAUACAUACACAAUAUACCAUAAUUCACUGUCAAUAUUCCUUUUUUUAAAAAAAUAUCAUAAAACCUCUUCAUUCAAUAAACAUCAUCUCAUCGUUUAGUC